GUUCUGCACAGGAUACUUUAUGAACUCCAAGUUAUGAUUAUGCACACCUUGCUGACAGAUGGAUUGGGCAUCAAGAUACCACAACAACUUUAGGUGGCUCCCCUGAAUUAUUAAGUAAAAAAACAUAAACAAACCAGGAACCAGAGACCUCAGGCCCCAGAUCAAUCGUAAACUUCUAGAAAGGGCAAUGGCUGUGGCCCUAGGUUGUGCCAUCCAGGCCUCCUUGAAUCAGGGCUCUGUGCUGCAAGAGUAUGACACAGACUGUGAAGUAUUCCGCCAACGUUUCAGGCAGUUCCAGUACACAGAAGCAGCUGGACCUCAUGAAGCUUUCAACAAACUCUGGGAGCUUUGCUGUCAAUGGCUGAAGCCAAAGAUGCGUUCUAAGGAACAAAUCCUGGAGCUGCUAGUGUUGGAGCAAUUCCUAACUAUUCUGCCCACGGAGAUAGAGACCUGGGUGAGGGAACACUGCCCAGAAAACAGAGAAAGAGUCGUGUCUCUGAUAGAAGAUUUACAGAGAGAACUUGAGAUACCAGAGCAGCAGGUCAACAUGCAUGACAUGCUUUUGGAAGAAUUGGCACCGGUGGGGACAGUACCCAUGCCACCAAAUAUGCACCUGGAGUCACCUGCACUCCAGGUAAUGGGAACUGUCCAGGACCCCCCGGUAGCAGAGGCCUGGAUCCCACAGCCAGGGCCACAGGAGAUGGACUAUGGUGCUGCUGGUCAAUGCCAGCCCUUUCUGGAUCCUGGAUAUCCAUUACCAAAGCUUGAUGUGAACUUCCCAUUGGAUCAUAGGGAAGAGCCAUGGGUGAAGGAAUUACAGGAUUCCAAAGAAAUGAAACAAUUACUUGAUUCCAAAAUAGGGUUUGAGCUCGGCAUUGAAAAUGAACAAGAUGCUUCAAAACAGAAAAAACUGGAAAAUAUGUAUCCAUUUAUUGUAACUUUAGAGGGCAAUGCUCUUCAGGGUCCUAUUUUGCAAAAGGACUAUGUCCAGUUAGAAAACCAAUGGGAACCACCUCCAGAGGAUUUACAGACAGAUUUAGAAAAACUUGUAGAUCCUCCAAACCCUACUCUAGGAGAGACACCUGAGACCUCCAGUUUGGAAGAACCUCUCAACCCUAAGCCUCAAAAGAAAAAGAAUCCAGGGGAGAAACCCCAUCGGUGUCCUCAGUGUGGAAAAUGUUUUGCUCGGAAAUCACAACUCACUGGGCACCAGAGAAUUCAUUCUGGAGAGGAGCCUCACAAAUGCCCUGAAUGUGGAAAACGGUUCCUUCGUAGCUCAGACCUUUAUAGACACCAACGACUUCAUACAGGAGAGAGACCCUAUGAAUGUACUGUAUGUAAAAAGCGAUUCACUCGGCGGUCACACCUUAUUGGGCACCAGAGAACCCAUUCUGAAGAAGAAACAUACAAAUGCCUGGAGUGUGGGAAAAGUUUUUGUCAUGGAUCGAGUCUUAAAAGACAUCUGAAAACUCAUACAGGUGAAAAACCUCAUAGAUGUCAUAAUUGUGGGAAAAGUUUUAGCCGGCUGACAGCACUUACUUUGCACCAGAGAACACAUACUGAAGAGAGACCUUUUAAAUGUAAUUACUGUGGGAAAAGCUUUAGACAGAGACCAAGCCUUGUUAUUCAUUUAAGAAUCCAUACAGGGGAAAAGCCAUAUAAGUGUAGUCAUUGUUCAAAAAGCUUCAGACAGAGGGCAGGCCUAAUUAUGCACCAAGUGACCCACUUUAGAGGACUUCUUUGAGAAUUGUUAAGGGAAGAAGUAGGUCCUACAAAAAUUAACACUAACCCAAAAAAUUGUAGCCUAUAGUAGCUUGUCUUGGAAGAACCGUAUAAGAACACUUUCUUAGGGGGUAUUUUUCAAAACCUGUCUUCCAAGGUAUAUGACUUCUAGAGUAUCUACCUAUUCUUGCAACAUUCCUACAUUUGAUUUAUCCUGUGUAUGCAACCUCUUUUUUAUUGCAAUGGCAAGUUUUGUGUUGUAAAGCAACCAUAUGAUACAUAUAAACACAAAGCAUGUAAAUGAUGACGGUCUUUGUAGGGGUAGGGUCAAUAUAAUCAAUGAUUAUGUCUAUCUAACAUAUCUGUUAUAGCAGUACCAUACACAUUCUGCUAUAAUAUUAUUAAAGGUGAUUAUGUGACCACAAAGCUUUAGAUGUGCCCCCAGUUGGCAACAGGAGGCAAUGAAUUUUGUCAAACAAUAAAAAUGUGUCAGUAGUAUGAAGAUGAAUUUGCCUGGUAAGAUAAGAACUGGGUCAUUGCCAUUAAAGUUUUUAUGUUUAAAAAAGUUAAGAUUUUUAACUUUGACUUGAGACUUUUGCAAAAUUUGCUCACCUGAAUUUGGCAGUCUGGUAUGGUGAUUAGAGCGGAGUAGUAAGUUUGUAAUUAAGCUCUAGGGCUGGCAGAAAUCACUUGAGAGUUGAAAUUGUACCAGUAGGAUUGAAAUUAAUUUAGAUUGAUGCAAUGCCUUUUCACUCUCCUUUGGUAAUUCAGUCAAGUGACUUUCAGUGCUUUUAAAUUGUACCCAUUCUUUAAUUCAGUGUCAUCCAAGGUAAAUGGCAUAGACCAUUUAGUUCUACAACAUAUUCUGCAGUUAAGUUUGGGAAUUGCUAUCUACCUAGAUUCAUAAUGCAUAUCAGUUUGUGAGAGAGAUCCUAGUCUAGUAAAGGAAGAUAAAGCACCUCUUUUGGCUCAGUGUUUUUCAAACUUAUUUGAUGUCCACCUAGUAUUAACUUAGAGAACUAGUAUUCUGCAAACACUUUCUGAAACACACUGCCUUAUGCAAAUACCUUUAUAGCUAUCAGUGUAGUCUUUUUUGAGGCCAAGCUAGUUAUCUCCAGCUAUUUCAAGAGUUCUCUAUAAAACUCUUUAAAGACAUACAUCUUGUGUAUCAUACAAACAUAUAAAUUUCCCAGUGAUUCUCAAUGUUUUUGCAUUUACUUAUUAUUACAUACACACACAGACACAUACAUACAUAUUUGAAAGAGGUAAGGGUCACUAAUUCAAAUGAUUUAUAACUUAUCUGGUAAUUCUCAACCUUUUUCAGUUUUAGUUAUGAUUACACACACAUACAUGCACACAUAUCGCUACUUAUAUAAACAUUCUCAUAUAAUCAUGAUAAUUCAAAUUCCCAUAAUAAGGGAAGAAGUCUCUGCAUCUGUUAAACUGUUGAUAUGUGAAAAUAUCUGUUGAGCCUAAUUCCUUGUUAUCAGAUAUAAGAAAUGGAACAUUCAAGCAUUUUCCCUUUAUGAAGAUUUCCAGCCAUCCUUUCCUUAAACUAAGAGUAGGGAAAAUACAUCUCUUCUCUGGCAUUGAAGUUCUUGGAAGUGAUGUCUAAGUAUUUUGGGGUUGUGUACUAUGUGCCUAACUAGUCCUAGGCUUAAUGGAAACUAGCAAUGAAGUAUAAUUCAUAGGUAAGACAUUAAGAGUAUAAUAUCUCUAGUUAAACAAGAGUUGGGAAACAAAUGGAAAAUAAUGCAAGGGAGUUCAUAAUUAAGUGCCAAAUCAUAUCAAGUGCCAGAGCCAGGAUGUGUCUUUAAUUUGUGGCAUCCAGGUCCUUGUAUUAUGCUGCUAUAAGCCUGAGGUUAAAAUUGAGACCCCAGUAGCAAUAAACCUCACACGGGAGGAGUCUGAAUGUAGAGAUGAAAAAUUCCGAAUGUAAUGGCUUCUCUUUCUCUCUUGUGGAAUAGCAUUCAAACCAGAACAGUGCCUUAGAAUGGAUGUACCCAACUGCUCUGUAUUUAUACAAUAUUUUAAUAAAGUGGUAAUGUAUAUAUGCUCUUCCUGCUUCUCUCACAUUAAGUAGUUGAACAACCUAGAACUGCUUCCUGAACAAUGGCAACAAGCAUCACUAUUGAUUCCUGUUCGCAUUCCAAGUUGUAUUCACCUUUUGUGUCAAUAAUCCUGGUGCUGCAAUUUAGGCAUUAUUAUUUUUUUUAGCAUUUAAUAGAAUAAAUUUUAGCUAGUAGGGUUAAAUAU
This is a messenger RNA of Dipodomys spectabilis (banner-tailed kangaroo rat), 3978 nucleotides long. It is a transcript of the gene Znf449, whose product is annotated as zinc finger protein 449. The transcript is spliced from 5 exons. Gene Ontology annotation, molecular function: DNA-binding transcription factor activity, RNA polymerase II-specific; RNA polymerase II cis-regulatory region sequence-specific DNA binding. Bases 188 to 1744 code for a protein of 518 amino acids. Gene Ontology annotation, biological process: regulation of transcription by RNA polymerase II. The record is from RefSeq and is a predicted model, not a curated record. NCBI's taxonomy places the organism in Eukaryota, Metazoa, Chordata, Mammalia, Rodentia, Heteromyidae.